This is a messenger RNA of Diabrotica balteata, 1889 nucleotides long. The record is from the annotation of a GenBank genome assembly. NCBI's taxonomy places the organism in Eukaryota, Metazoa, Arthropoda, Insecta, Coleoptera, Chrysomelidae.
AGACUGUAGCUGUUAUCCAAUAGUCUCACAAAGUACAUUAAAAAUAAACAAAAUGUCUCAAUCAGUGGUUCAACCUCUUGAAACUGAGACAACUUCAAUUCUAGCUAGUAAUAUACCAUUGAUUUUGAUUGGAGUUAUCACAGUUCUAUUAGGAUACCAAUACUGGUUUAAAAACCAACGAUAUGUUCAGUUGGGCAAUAAAUUCCCAGGACCACCCACUUUACCAUUAAUAGGAAAUGCUCACUUAGCCCUUGGAAAAUCUGCACAUGGAAUUUUUAAAGUGGCACUUCAAUACUAUAACGAAAUGAAAAUUGAUGUUGCAAGGGUCUGGCUUGGACCUAGAUUGAUUAUUGGCAUCGCAAAUGCCGAUGAUAUAGAAAUUAUUUUAGGUAAUAGUGUUCAUUUGGAAAAAUCUCCUGACUAUGGUUUAUUCGAACCCUGGCUUGGUGAUGGCCUGCUCAUCAGCAAAGGCGAAAAAUGGAGGUCCCACAGGAAAAUGAUUGCACCAACUUUCCACACCUCAAUCUUAAAAUCUUUUAUGCCGGUAUUUAACAGAAACGCUACUGCUUUGGUCGAAACUUUUAGAAAAGAACAGGGAAAAGUAUUCGAUUGUCAUGAUUACCUUAGCAGUACAACUGUAGAUACUUUGCUAGAAACUGCUAUGGGUGUUACGAAAGAACACGACAGCAACACUGGAUUUGAUUAUGCCAUGGCUGUUAUGCGCAUGUGUAACAUCCUCCAUCUUAGACAUAUGAAAUUCUGGUUGAGGCCUGAUACCAUUUUUAACUUCACCAAACUGAGUAACAUCCAAGUAAAUCUUUUAAAAGUCAUUCACGAUCUCACUAACGGGGUUAUCAAGCGAAAGAAGGCAAACUAUUUUGAAAGAGAAAAGACUGGAGAAAAGAGUUUGUAUGAACAAGCCCUAAAGACCUCCAGAAUUGACGAAAAACAUGGAAAUCUAAUUGAAACUCGUGAUAUUAUGUCAAACUUAUUAAGGGAUGAUUUGGAUGAAAACGAGGAAAAUGAUGUUGGUGAAAAGAAAAGAUUGGCUUUCCUUGAUUAUCUUAUUGAAGCCAGUCAAACCAAAGGAAAUGCACUUAGUGAUAAAGAGAUUAACGAAGAAGUCAAUACUAUUAUGUUUGAGGGUCACGACACGACUGCUGCUGCUUCCAGUUUCGUUAUGAGCUUAUUGGGUAUUCACAAAGAUAUUCAAGAAAGAGCAUUUAGUGAAUUAAAAGAAAUCUUCGCCGACAAUUUGCAUAGACCUAUUACAUUUAAUGACACGCUUCAGAUGAAGUAUCUAGAAAGAGUAAUUUUAGAAUCUUUAAGAAUGUAUCCACCAGUACCUCUGAUUGCAAGAAAAGUGAACGAAGAUGUAAAAUUAGCUUCUGGUGACUACACCAUUCCUGCUGGAACCACAGUAAUUGUAUCUCAAUUCAUUCUCCACCGUAACGAGAAAUACUAUAAGAACCCUCUGGUGUUCGAUCCUGAUAACUUUUUGCCAGAAAAAUGCCAAGAGCGACCAUACUAUGCUUUUAUUCCAUUUAGUGCUGGCCCCAGAAGUUGCGUAGGAAGGAAAUACGCCAUGCUCAAGCUCAAGGUACUCCUUGCUGAUGUCAUCAGGAAAUUCGAAAUCGAGUCAGUAGAUCAAGAAAAGGACUUUAGACUUCAGGCAGAUAUCAUUCUUAAAAGGGAAGAAGGAUUUAGGAUUAAGAUAACUGAAAGGGUUUGAAAUAUAAAUUGUAAAAAAUGGGUCGAAUUAUUUUUAUAAAUAUGUUUAUAUAUUCAUAUAUAGAUAUUGUUACGAAGAAUGUAAUUUUAUUGUGUUACUAAAAUUAGCGAUUUUAUUGUUACUCUUAUGGAUCUAAUAAUAAAUUUUAUUUAUUUUU